AUGGCUCCAGAGCUUAAGGUUGCAGAUCCCUUUUUUUUUUUUUUUUUAACAAAUUUCUUUGCAGAUUUUUUCAAUUUACAGAGAUUCACGAUUAGUUAUGCAAUAAAGGAACAUUUCAAUACAAGAAAAAAAAGAAAUAUAAAAAGGCCAGGGGAUUCUUCUGCACGUAAAACAAUUAAUUUUGAUUGAAUGUUGUUUCUCAGAGUUUCACUAUUAAUAAACAAGUUGAGCCUAGAAAAGAUUACAAUGAAACAUGGUUUUUAUUCAGAGAAUUUACCUUAGUAAAUAUGAUAUUUGGCCAAGAGAUUUAUCAAGAACAGACCAGAAUACUUUUUGAUUUGUGACUCAACAAAACAUCCUUUCAGAAAAAAACAAGCUUUUAUUUAGGAUGGGAAUAAACAACAGGUUUUAUUUGAAAAGCCCGUGAAUCCUCACUUCCGGGAGUCGUUUCCGGUGGGGUGCGCUUGGAAUAUUUACCCAGCGGUCCGACAUCCUCCAAAACAGAAUCAGUCAUGGAGUUCGCAGAGCUGAUCAAAACACCCCGGGCGGACGGCGUUGUCCUGCACCGACCCUUCAUGCCCAACGUGGAGGGGACGCUGUGUUUGACCGGCCACCACCUCAUCCUCUCCUCCAGACAGGACAACACAGAGGAGCUGUGGCUGCUUCAUUCAAACAUCGACUCCAUUGAGAAGAGGUUUGUGGGGUUGUUGGGAAGCAUCAUCGUCAAAUGCAAAGAUCUGAGGGUGAUUCAGCUCGACAUCCCCGGCAUGGAGGAAUGCUUAAACAUCGCCAGCUCUAUUGAGGCCCUGUCCACUCUCGACUCCAUCUCCCUCAUGUACCCUUUCUUCUACCGGCCCAUGUUUGAAGUCCUGGAGGACGGAUGGAACUCUUUUCUUCCGCAGAACGCAUUUAAAGACUUGGAGUCCAUGACUGAUGAGUGGAGGCUGAGUGAAGUCAAUAAGGAUUUUAGCGUGUGCUCGUCAUAUCCCUCUCUGCUGGUGGUACCCAAAGAUGUUGAUGACGACACGUUGAGGAAAGUUGCCACUUUUCGCCACGGCGGCCGAUUCCCAGUGCUUAGUUAUUAUCACCGCAAAAACGGCAUGGUGAUGAUGCGAGCAGGACAACCGUUGGCCGGGACCAACGGGAGGCGGUGUAAGGAAGACGAAAAGCUGAUCAAUGCCACUCUGAGGCCAGGAAAGCGCGGCUACAUCAUUGACACUCGCACCACUCAUGUUGCCCAGCAGGCCAAAGCUCGAGGGGGGGGGUUUGAGUCUGAGGCAAACUACCCACAGUGGAGGAGGAUCCACAAAGCCAUUGAGAGGUAUAACGUCCUCCAGGAGAGCCUGAUAAAACUAGUGGAGGCCUGUAAUGACCAGUCUCACAGCAUGGACCGCUGGUUAAGCAAGCUGGAGGCGUCCAACUGGCAGACUCACGUCAAGGAAAUCCUCACUACCGCCUGCCUGGCUGCCCAGUGUAUCGACAGAGAGGGGGCGUCAGUUCUUGUCCAUGGCACUGAGGGGACAGAUUCCACCCUGCAGGUGACCUCCUUGGCUCAGAUUAUCCUCGAUCCGAGCUGCAGGACCAUUAAAGGGUUCCAGAGGCUGGUGGAGCGGGAGUGGAUCCAGGCAGGCCACCCGUUCCAGCAGCGCUGUGCUCAGUCUGCGUACUCCAACAGCAAGCCUCGCCACGAGGCUCCCGUCUUCCUGCUCUUCCUGGACUGCGUGUGGCAGAUCCUCCGACAGUUUCCGUGCUCCUUCGAGUUCAACGAGAGCUUCUUAGUGCUGCUCUUCGAACACGCCUACGCCUCUCAGUUCGGUACUUUCCUCUGCAACUCUGCCGCCGAGAGAGCCAGACUCGCUCUGCCUGAGAAGACUGUAUCUCUUUGGUCGUGGGUGAAUCGGCCUCAGGAGCUGGAGCUCCUGACCAACCCGCUCUACGAGGCCAACAGUCUUGUAAUCUGGCCGUCAGUGGCCCCGCAGAGCCUCCUGCUGUGGGAAGGGGUAUUCCUUCGCUGGAACCGCUCCUCCAAGUGUUUGGAUGAGGCCUACGAUGAAAUGGUACAUAUCAUUGAAUACAACAAGGAACUUCAGAACAAAGUGAACUGCCUCCGCCGGCAGCUGGCCGAGCUGGAAACGGAUGAUCCCCUGCUGCAAACCCCAUAAAAACUUAGAAAACGAGAAGGAAAAGGGGUAAAAAAAAAUCACAAAUAGAAGUCAGUCUUAACAACAUGCUUUAAAGCUCUCACUUUAAUUUUAAUAUCAUUUUUCAUUUCACAAAUUUACCUCUAACACCAACAUCAACGCCGCCCCCAAUAUAAAGAGAUUUCUUCACAUUUCAUUCAUUUAUUUACUUUUUUUAACAAGAACUUCACCUUUUGAUUUCAUGUCUAUUUCUUUCCAAAUGCUUAUAGGACUUAAGCACUGCGGCGUAACUAUGGCAACAUAUGUAGGGCUAUAAGGCAGCAUGUGACUCAGAAAUGUGUAGGUUGGGUCAUCACCUUCUGUGCUGCGAUUACUCUCCAUCCCAUGUUCUCCAUCCUCGUUAUCCCAGUCAGGGUUGGAGCAGAUCCCGGGUUGACCGACUCGCGGUGUAAAAAUAUUCUGGAGAGUGUGAAAACGAUGAUGCGGUAAUGAGGGCGUUGCUAUAGUGAUGGAAAGAGGAAACCGGUACUUCGAAGAAUGUUUGCGUUUAACACUAAUCUGCACUUGUGGUAAUCAAAGCAGGAAUGAUGUUUGGGGGGAACAAGUUGUGCACUUUUUGUGAAAAAAUAUUGUUUUCUGAGAAAUAUUAUCUUAUUAACACAAAAUUACGCAAAUGCUGUUAACAAACCUAAACUUGAAAACAAAUCUAGUUUCUUGAAAAAAAUGUACUGUUCCAUUUUCCUCUUCUGUUUUUUUUUUUUUUUACAUGAAGUUCUAAUUUAUUUGUAAAAAUAAAUCUUUUUGAGUUUGGUAACUUGUUUGCCUGUAACUAAAUCCACUUUCACUGCUUUAGUAUAGUAAUUCUGAUUUACCGCCAGGGUUAGGACAUAAUCUCUGAAGAACUUUAAUCUGUGUGAAAAAUAAUGUUUACAUGCACUCUCAACUAUUAAAAUAAGCCAAAAAACAAACAUAAUGCCAAAUAUUUUCUCUGUGCAAGAAUAAGAAAUUAAUUUCAUGCAAAAUAUAAUCAAUCACUGCAAAAUCAGACUGAUAUAUGUAGAAAAAACAUUUUAUAACAUUCCUUCCUUAAUAAACAGAACUGGUAAUCUCAUUAAACUACAACAAACACUUGUUUUGUCUGCUUAUCAAAAUUGUGCAAUGCAUUUCUGUGAAGAUUAGAUUCACAACAACACUUGGUAAAGCUUUUAUUUGUUAUGUAAGCCAAUAAAAGUUUAAAAAUCAA
Molecule: messenger RNA, 3384 nt
Organism: Oryzias melastigma (Indian medaka)
Lineage: Eukaryota; Metazoa; Chordata; Actinopteri; Beloniformes; Adrianichthyidae
Gene: mtmr9
Product: myotubularin related protein 9
Exons: 11
Coding region: 513-2162 (549 amino acids)
Biological process (GO): negative regulation of autophagy
Source: RefSeq, a predicted model, not a curated record